AUGGGCAAAGUGGAGCUCGAUGGAGUUCGACAAGGGUUGAGAUCCUUCAAGAUGAGCCUCCUUGAUACUCAGCGCAAGGUGGUGCAGAGGCUAGAUGCGGAGCUGAGGCGGCUCGAGCAGCUUGAGAUCCCCAGUGUAUCGGAUGCUGGAGACGCCUUGCCCACACAGCUUCUGGAGCCGGGUGCGACGAACGGUGCCCAAAAGUCAGAAGCACUAAGAGCUUGGGAUGCCCCCCUACAGCCAGAGGUUAAGAAGCUUCAACUGCCUUCGGAACAGCCAGAAGGUACACAGCCAGAAACUGGUGCACAGGGUGCACAGGUCCAGGCUUUUAAUAGCCUCUCGGCGGUAGCCAAGAACCGCCGAAAGCACAUGUCCUGGAUUCACAAGAAUGCCGACGUGCCGAAAUCAAUCAAGUCAAGCUCGAGGUCCACGCAGCCGGUGUUCUCGCAACUUCAUGCUCAAUUUGCGCAGGACAAGGUGCGCAUGGCAGCCAUACAGGAGUUUGACAACACACUCGCAGACGUCCCUACUGAAACCAUCUGGACUCGGAUGGUUCAGCAUAGUAUGUUUGAGCGGCUAUCGUUGCUGAUGAUAUACUUGAAUGCAAUGUGGCUGGCCGUGGAUAUUGAAUAUAACGAUGCAGACGUCGUUUGGCAAGCAGAGCCACUCUUCAUUGUCGUUGAGAUCGUCUUUGUUUUCUACUUCUUGGGUGAGGCAGUUGUGAGGUACAUGUCGUAUCCUACCACUUGGAAAGCAUGUAAAGACCCUUGGUUCAUUUUCGACAUGUUGCUCGUGGUGAUGAUGCUGCUGGAGACAUGGAUUGUACCUAUGAUUCUGCUUGUUCUCCCUCAGAGUGAUGAUUCUGGGAGCAGUUUGGGAAGAACCGUCUCCGUCCUUCGUGUGGCCCGGGUGCUGCGAGUGUUGCGGACAGCACGGAUCGUGCGAGUGGCACGGUACAUGCCGGAGCUUCUGAUCUUGAUCAAAGGGCUCAUGGUCGCGGCCCGUUCUGUGUUCUUUACUUUGGUUUUGUUGCUCCUUAUCACCUACGUCUUCAGCAUAGCCUUCACAAGGCUCAGCGAGGACACUGCGUUGGAGGAACACUUUCCAUCCAUGCCGUCAUCUUUGCUGACCCUCAUUGUCAAGAGCGUCAUGCCUGACCGUGAGCUCUUCUUCAGGGAAGUAGCCCGCGAGAGUUGGUUCAUGGGGGGCAUGGUGCUGGUGUUCAUCUUGAUCGGAUCCCUGAUCGUCUUGAACAUGUUGGUUGGAAUUCUUGUCGAAGCUGUUCAGACGGUGGCCACAAUGGAACAUGAACAAAUCCGCGUGGAUCUUGCAAAGACUGUGCUAUGGCAGCUGAUUACCAAAGGCGGGGCGGAUGAAGAUGGGGAUAACAAGAUCUCUGAGGAGGAGUUCUUGAAGCUGAUCGAGAGGGAAGACGCAAGUGAUGCAUUGACUAUGCUCGGUGUGGACAUGUUCGCCGCAAAAGAGUACAGCAAGUUGCUCUUCGAGGAUGGUGAGCCUCUCACCUUCGGGGAGUUUAUGGACGCCAUGCUCACACUCCGGGGCUCCAAUCAAACCACCGUCAAGGACGUCGUCAACCUGCGAAAGUUCACCGCAGACGAGUUCUCGCAACUCCACGCGGUUCUCAUGGAUGUGUGUCGCUUCCUGGCGGGUCACGGGCUGUCUGAGAAGCUUGCCCAGGAUCUGUCCCCUGAGAUGGUAGGGGCUGACCGCAAGGUUUGCAUUGCACAGCGCUGCAACUGCAUCACCCGCAUGAAGACGUGGGAAGUUGCGGGGAGCGAAGAUAGCCACCUGCUUUCCCAGGGCACAUUUUCAUCCGAGCUUGCCGCGAUUAGCGCCAAAAACGAACUCAGCACUUAUCGCCAAGCUUCAAGUUGUGAUUCAGUUGUGAGAAGCCUGGGCAAGUGCAGCUUUGAGUUGAGCGAUGUUGGCUUGAACGACCUCGACCUUGUUCUGCUCAAGGUGGGAGAUCUCACCAGCUCCUGCGUUGAUUGCCUGGCCCAAUCAAGCGGAGGAGAUGUUGUAGGUGGACGACAGCAGGUCAAGAGCUUCAAAGAACUGUCUCCAAGGAACAUGCAACCUGCAGGAUCCAGCAAGUAUUUGGCAAGCGCGUCCUUCCCACCAUUAGCACGUAGUUUACCCGGCCAUUGCAGCAUGCCCUUGCCGCGGAAGUCCAGUGAGAGCCUGAAAGCGGCAGCAGGCUCCCUAGCAGCUCUCCGCCAGGAGUUGUUCACUGAACACCGACAUCUUGUUCUCAAGUUGGAUGCAGAGCUGGCACGUAUCCAAAGCUUGUGCUCGGCUUCGGGUGAUUCCCUGGGCCCUACAGACUUUGCCACUUUGGAGGCGCGCCCCCCGGGUUCAAGGGAAAGCUCUCGCGGGUCGAAAGAGGUGAAGGAUGUGGCUGCGACGUCUCCGAUGCAGCUUCCUGGCAUGCCCGAGGAAACGGAGGAGCAACCACCAACCUCACCAAAAAGUCCAAAAAGUGAUGCCAAUGAUAUUCAAGCUUCGGCCUCCCUUGCAACCUUCACGACUAUCGCCGAGGCGCGGAAGAAGCACAUGGCAUGGAUCCGCAAAGUUGAAGAGGGCAAGGGAGUGAAAAGAUCUUCGACGACCUCGGAGGAUGAACAGAAUCGUGUCUUCUCCAAGCUCAACCCAGAGUAUGCGGCCCAAUCGGUUCGCAAAGCAGCAAUUUCCAAGUUUGGUCCAGAGCCACACACUGACUCCUACGUGAACUGUUGCACGGGCAUUGUUCAACACUCAUGCUUUGAGCGCGUGUCGCUGCUCGUCAUUUGUUUGAAUGCUGUGUGGAUUGCCGUUGAUAUCGAGAUCAACCAUGCCGAGACACUUCUGCAAGCGGGUGCGGGAACAAUUGUGGUCGAAGCCUUGUUCCUGGUCUACUUCGCGGCUGAGCUGUUCAUUCGGUUUUGGGCGCAGCAGCGUAAAAAGGCCUUGCUGAAAGACUAUUGGUUUCUGUUUGACUUCGGGCUUGUACUGCUCAUGCUGCUGGAGACAUGGCUUGUGCCCGCCAUCAUUUUGAUGGCCGGAUCUAGUGAAGCUGGGGGCCUCGGGCGUGCUGCUAGCGUGCUACGCGUUGUGCGUCUGCUGCGCGUGCUUCGCACAGCACGAAUUGCACGGAUUGCACGCUACAUGCCGGAGCUCAUGAUCCUGAUCAAAGGGCUCAUCGUGGCCGCGCGAUCCGUGUUCUUCACUUUGGUCCUCUUGCUUCUCAUGACCUAUGUCUUCAGCAUAGCCUUGGUGACGCUCAGCCAGGGCACGGACCUAGAGCUAUUACUCUUCCCAUCAAUGCCCCAGACAGUGUUGAGGCUUUUGGUACAGUGUACAAUGCCGGAUUCGGAGGCCUUCUUUCAGAGCAUUGCGCAGGAGAACGCGGUGAUGGCUGCGUUGUUCUUGAUCUUCAUAUUGGCCGGGUCGCUGAUUGUUCUUAACAUGUUAGUCGGCAUCUUGGUAGAGGCUGUGCAGACAGUCGCUACAAUGGAGCACGAGCAGAUCCAUGUGGACUUCGCGCAAAGAGUCCUCCAUGACUUGAUCUCGGAAGGAAAUGCCGACGAAGAUGGGGACAACUUGAUUUCUGAAGGUGAGUUUGAGAGGCUGCUGGAGAGACCGGAAGCUUUCAGUGCUUUGACCCGGCUGGGUGUCGACAUCUUCGCUGCUCGCGAAUAUGGAAAGCUACUUUUUGAGGACGAAGUGCCGUUGACUUUCCCAGAGUUUAUGGAAUCCAUCCUGACCCUUCGUGGCUCAAACCAGACCACCGUGAAGGACAUCGUCAACUUGCGCAAGUUUACGGCCGAAGAGUUCUCGAAUUUGCAUACUAUCCUCAUGGACUUGUUCCAGAUAGUGGGCAACCGGUCUGACGAGUUGCGUCCUGCUGGGAGAGCAUCAAUGAGCACCUUGCCAAGCCAGCCUCAAACGUGA
This is a messenger RNA of Symbiodinium natans, 3951 nucleotides long. The record is from the annotation of a GenBank genome assembly. NCBI's taxonomy places the organism in Eukaryota, Dinophyceae, Suessiales, Symbiodiniaceae.